Spea bombifrons (plains spadefoot toad) is the source of this 2232-nucleotide messenger RNA. It is a transcript of the gene ITPRIPL2, whose product is annotated as ITPRIP like 2. The coding region runs from base 638 to 2131 and encodes 497 amino acids. NCBI's taxonomy places the organism in Eukaryota, Metazoa, Chordata, Amphibia, Anura, Pelobatidae. The record is from RefSeq and is a predicted model, not a curated record. The transcript has a single exon.
GCUCCUGGGGGUCCCAUUCUGUGCAGCACAGAUCACUAGCUCCUGGGGGUCCCAGGCUGUACAGCACAGAUUACUAGCUCCUGGGGGUCCCAGGCUGUACAGCACAGAUCACUAGCUCCUGGGGGUCCCAAACUGUACAGCACAGAUCCCAAGCCCUUGAGGCUCCAAGCUGUACAGCGCAGAUCUCUGACAGGAGGGGGAGGGGCAGGCUGGGGAAUACACAUCACUGUCUGCUCGGGACUCAGAACUCUCUCUAGAGAUCGCUAAGUUUAGAGAGUCUGAGGGUGAGUGAGACAGACCAGAGACUCCAGGACAGCGCCUCACCCCCCCCCGGGAUUCCAUGCAUCUGGAAUGCACAUGAAGCUGCCGUGAGUGUGCUCCAGCUGUACUCCUCUGCCCUGCACACACUGGCAUUUCCUCUGAGCUCACAGAAAAUAUGACGCAGCCUCCCUCGGAAGAGGAAGUUUCUCUCUAAAUAACGGUCAUCAGAGAAGAAGCCGGGAAAAGGGACUCCUUCAUCCAGCAAUGUGGGAGUUUUGAGGCCAGCGAGGGGUGGAAGGGAGCGCAGCCGGUCCCACCUUCUCCUGCCCUGCAGGCUGAGCAGAGCAUGGGCCGAUCCCUCUGCCCCUGAUGCAGGAUGACAGUGUACUCGGUGAAUCUCAAAGUCUUCUGGCUCCUAGUUACGGUCCUCUUCGCGGGCAUCUGGUGCUUGUUCGUGGCUCUGAGGAGAGACGGCAGUGCCGAGGAUGGAGGAGGCUGCCAGGGGAACGGACUCAGUCACUUGCAACUCCUGCUGAAGUUGUGCUCGGUGCUGCUCCUCCUUUAUGUUGCCUUCAGGUGCUGCGGCUCCUCCUUACACCGACAAAAAGGGAGCCUCAGCCUCAGCUGUCAGCAGCAGCCGCAGCAGCUCCGGAGGAACCUGCUGGAGACUUUCUAUGAACAUCACAUCAAGCUGUCCCCGCACGUCCUGGGUCACAGCAAGGCGCACGUCAGCCAGAUCGUGGCCGGGCUCAUCAAAGUGGGCAAAGCCAAGCAGCAAGAUACCGGCGUCACCUUCCGAGGGGAUUACGUGCAGGUUGGCAGCGCCUACGAACAGCACAAAAUCAACAGCCCAGACUGUUUUGACAUCUUGGUGCCACUUAAGAUGCCACAAAGCCUCAAGAUGGAGCCACUCUUUGCCUCGGCCGGGAAGGAACCGGUGCCCGUCUUGCAGGGUAGCAUGAUGUGCCGGGUGGCUGCGCCCAAAAAGUCCGAGUGGGAGAAGACUUACAAACAGUUUAGUGAUUGUUUCUGCACGGAGAGCGGCCACAGCCACCGCUUGUCUUCUGCGCUAGUCCUCAAGUGGUUCCACUGGAAGAUUCAGAGGUGUCUCAAUGUCAUUCGGUACCAGUUUGAAGACAGGUGCCAUAUCACACUAAGCGUGUGCGAUGACAAACUCAUCCUUAAGAUAUUGCCCCGGUCGGACUACGUCUGCUGCCACAUCUCCAUGUCUGUGCGGCUUAUCCCAGCCUUUCACUUGGGCGACUCUGUGUUCCUCACGGCCCAACCGUGGGGCAGCAUUGUCCACCCAGAUGCCGUAAACCUGGAUACUUAUUGGGGCGUUAAUUUUUCCAAACACGAGCAAAAGUUUAUGAAUUGGUUUAAGGACCAGGCCCCCGCCAACGCAUGUCACCUGAAGUGCCUCCAAAUCAUGAAGGCCUUGAGGGAUCUAAAUAGUAAGACCUUUCAGGGUUUCUUCUCCUCUCAGUGGAGAUCUGUACUUUCAUCCUAUAACUUGAAGACUGCGCUUUUCUACCUGAUGAUAAAAGCCCCCAUUGAGAAAUGGGACGACUCCUUGCUUAUGGACCGGAUGCUGGAUUACUUUAUGUUCUUGAAGGAGUGUUUGCAGAAUCGGAACCUGAUGCAUUUUUUCCUGGGAAAUAAAAAUCCCCCCAAUAUUAUAACUCUGCCCAAAAUGUUCAAAGAAGCCCCGCCGGUCAACUUGCUGGAGGGAUACCCGUUGGAAUUGUUGGACCAAGUGUGUUUCCAGCUGUUCAACAUGUGGAUCCAAAUGCCACGAAUUAUAAGGAUGAGUUCCAAUUUAAAAAGCCUGGUCAGCGAGCCCUCCACAUGCAAACAUGCGCAUGUAUAGUCGUCGGCCAAAGAAAAGAACAGGGUCGGGGCUUAAAAAGUUUUAGAAGAAUUUGUUGGAUAAAAAGUUCAGAAGAUCAGAAGAAAUGUUAUGUUGAUAUC